Sphaeramia orbicularis (orbiculate cardinalfish) is the source of this 3649-nucleotide messenger RNA. It is a transcript of the gene sh3gl2a, whose product is annotated as SH3 domain containing GRB2 like 2a, endophilin A1. Gene Ontology annotation, molecular function: protein binding. The record is from RefSeq and is a predicted model, not a curated record. Gene Ontology annotation, cellular component: glutamatergic synapse; presynapse; cytoplasm. The transcript is spliced from 13 exons. NCBI's taxonomy places the organism in Eukaryota, Metazoa, Chordata, Actinopteri, Kurtiformes, Apogonidae. Gene Ontology annotation, biological process: synaptic vesicle uncoating. The coding region runs from base 182 to 1273 and encodes 363 amino acids.
GUGAUCAGAGCUUCAGUCAUCCUCUUUCUACACAGGACAUCCCUCCGCCUCACACCAGCGUAGACAGGGGUUAGACACGGCCGUAACAUCACCCAUCACUGUUCUGUAGGACCGCGAUUUCCUCCUCCACCUGCAUCAGCACCAGUCCGCAUCCAGCAGCGAGAACCACCGGGUAGCGACCAUGUCUGUAGCGGGGCUCAAGAAGCAAUUCCACAAAGCCACUCAGAAAGUGAGUGAGAAAGUCGGCGGUGCAGAGGGAACGAAGCUCGAUGAGGACUUUACUGAAAUGGAAAAGAAGGUGGACACCACCGCUAGGGCGGUGUUGGACAUCAUGACCAAGACCACUGAGUAUCUGCAGCCAAACCCAGCCACCAGAGCCAAGAUGAGCAUGAUGAACUCCAUGUCACGCAUCCGGGGUCAGGAAAAGGGUCCGGGUUACACGCAGACCGAAGCCAUCCUGGGAGAGUCCAUGACGAGGUUCGGCAGGGAGCUGGGAGAGGAAUCAAACUUUGGCCUUGCACUGAUCGAUGCUGGAGAGGCCAUGCGUGAGCUCGGGGAGGUUAAGGAUGCUUUGGACAUGGAGGUGAAGCAGAAUUUCAUUGAUCCACUGCAGAACCUUCAUGAAAAAGACCUCAAGGAAAUUCAGCACCACCUGAAGAAAAUGGAGGGCCGUCGCCUGGACUUUGAUUAUAAGAAGAAACGUCAGGGAAAGGUGACGGACGACGAGAUCAAACAAGCGUUAGAGAAAUUUGACGACUCCAAGGAGAUCGCAGAGCAGAGCAUGUUCAACCUGUUGGAAAGCGAUAUUGAACAGGUGAGCCAGCUGGCAGCGCUGGUCCACGCUCAGGUGGAGUAUCACAGCCGGGCCGCUGAGAUCCUCACACAGCUGUCCAGUAAGAUCGACGAACGGAUAAGAGAUACAUCCACCAAACCAAGGAAAGAGUACCUUCCUAAACCACGUACAUCUCUGGACUUCUCCAUCAGCGAGAACCACAAUGGAGGCAUCCACGGUGCUCGUUCUCCAGGAGCGAGGUCUCCAGCAAGGUCUCCAGCAAGAUCUCCAGCCAGGUCUCCAGCUCCGAUGGACCAGCCGUGCUGUCGCGCCCUUUACGAUUUCGACCCGGAGAAUGAGGGCGAGCUAGGCUUCAAAGAGGGCGACAUCAUCACCCUGACCAAUAAGAUUGAUGAAAACUGGUACGAGGGCAUGUUGCACGGCAACUCCGGCUUCUUCCCCAUCAACUACGUGGACAUCCUGGUGCCUCUGCCGCACUAGGGCAGCGGUUCAUCCUGCACGGCAACCAGCUACGUCGGCCAAUCGCGGCUAAGCAGUUCCUGGCCUCUGAGUCCCCCUCCCCAGUGCUCCCAGUAACCUUUUCCUAAACAUUCCUACCAGUUUCCUUUACUCCACUUUAAAGGAGUCAAAAGUGCAGCAACACAAUUACAAAGAUAUGACUAAGACUGACAAAACACGUAUGCACCAAUUGAACAUUUCAAAGUUAAUGAGGAAAAUCAGUAUUGUUGUUGCUGCGUCCCCCCACUCCCACAGGAGGAACCUCCAUAGACAUUUUAUCCAUGUCUGUCCCAGCUUUUGUCUCAGUUUAAGUCAGUCUGUCAUGAGUUUAUAAGAACAGCUUCUCAAAAUCACACUUAUUCACUGUACUUUGUGGAAACCUCUAGAUAGAAACUUUCUCUCACAUACAAAAAAAAUUAAUGGGUCCACGUGCUUCAUGUUUGUUAGUUUCUUCUGUAGGUCAAGCAUGGUUUCAAGUGUUUAUCUUAUGAAAUAUGUUGAGCUGUUUUGUUUAAAUAUUCCUCUUCUUAUCUGAAGACAUCUUUUAGCGAGAUCGGGCAGUUUCCCGGACAUUUUAAAUAUUCCGUCCGUCGUAGUAGACAAAUCCAUCUCCGUGACAACUUACAACCACAGUAAUAAACAGACUUUUCUUUGUUUUGUUUUUCUGUUUUGUUUUGUUUUUUUUGUUGGGUUUUUUUUUUGUUUUGUUUUUUUUCUUUUUUAUGUGUGCGUGUGACCAGUCUUAUGCGAUUUAGAUACCAAAGUUACCUGCAAAAACCUGAAGUCUACGUCAGCGAUGUCAGCAAACCUGCGCUUAUCACCAGGGUGAAGCUUACAAUCUGUAGUUCUUUGGUAUUUUUAUCAGGGUGGGGGCAAACUUGUAUUCUUAAAUAUGUGACAUUACAUAUCUGAGCCAGUGAUUAGUGAAGUGGUAACAUGAUUUGCAAAAAAACACAAGUUGUGAAGUUUAAACUGUUUGAAGUGUAAGAAAAUUAUGGUGCAUUUGCUCAGUAUGAAGUAAGUUUCAAUCCUCCGAUGUGUAUUUUAUCAGCAACUUGUGUGAAAAUGGUUGAUGUAUUGUGAUAUUUAAAUAACUUUAGGACUUUACUGCUCGUUGGAGCGCCUCUUUUUUUUCUGCAGCGGAGGGUGUAGCUCUUUACGCUGCAUCAGAUUCCCUACUAGUCUGAUUAGUAGUCUGUAGUUUAGCUGUCUAUAAGCCAUUAAGAUGAAAUUAGACGUAGCCAACAGUCCUCUCUUUGAAAUACUUUCUCAGGAGGACAAAUGAGUGGCUGAUUGGAAUGAGAGUGCAGAUGUUUUACUAAUUGAAAUGAUGCAACUUAAACUAAACACUCUUUUUUCUGUAACAACACAGACUAAAAGCUGCUGUUUUCCCCUUUUUAUGUCAGACCUCAAACUAAAACUUACACAUUCUGUUGCAUUUUCCUAUCCCGCUAUAUGCUUGUGCGCAGUAUUGUGUGGGAUUUUGUCCCUCCUCUAACGUUAUGUUCUGAUAAUCUAGAAAUCAAACCAAAACCAACCUCAGUUAUUACAGUAUUACAGUGUUAAAGUCAGCUGAGCAGUGUGUUAACUUCUUCUGCAAAAUAACCACCCAUCUUGUAACAAUGUUGAGUGUAUUUGGGGCGGGGUGCGUAGUGUAUGGGGUUGCAUACAUGUUCAUUUUAUGCACAGGGGUGGGGGUGCAGAAAACCUCUACUGCUGAGGUAAAUAUGAUCUACUGUCUCUGACAGUGUUCAACAUUUAAAACAAACGUGGUCGUCUCUAAUUACAAUAAAAUACAGAUGCAGAAUCCACUGAUCUGGUCUCCCAUACCAAGUCUUUUGUUUUGUUCUUUUAAAGGGAAGCACAACUUUAACAGACAUUGUUCUUUGUUGGUAAUAAUAAUAAUAAUAAUAGUAAUAAUAAUAAUAAUAAUAAUAAUAAUAAUAAUACAGUUUGAAGAGGUCAUGUUUUUUUUUAAAGCGAUAACCUUCCUUCUUUUUCUCUUUCACUUUUUUUAACAAUCGUGUGUAUCUUUGCCCUCAAUGAGGACUGUACAGCUUUUCUGUGUUUUGUUUUCACCUUGUGUGUAUAGUCGCGCAUCUACAGUAACGUAUCUUAUUUUUGUAACUGUGACAAAAGUAUACACAUAUAGAUGUAUAUAUACAGUAUAUUAUCCAGAAGCAAUGUGAAAGGAGGGAUUCUCUGUGCUGCACAUGAUUGUCUUUGGGUUGUUUUGUUUCUUUAUUUUCUGUUUCAUUUUCUUCUUGCACUGGAUUCUAAGACUGUGUGCUUGAUGUAAAGAAACAAAUGUGAUAAGUCAAUGUAAUUUAUUCAAAUAAAUACCAAGAAAUGGUUAUA